This is a messenger RNA of Ostreococcus lucimarinus CCE9901, 333 nucleotides long. RefSeq lists its product with no specific name. Gene Ontology annotation, biological process: mitochondrial respiratory chain complex III assembly. Bases 1 to 333 code for a protein of 110 amino acids. The transcript has a single exon. The record is from RefSeq and is a predicted model, not a curated record. NCBI's taxonomy places the organism in Eukaryota, Viridiplantae, Chlorophyta, Mamiellophyceae, Mamiellales, Bathycoccaceae.
AUGGCGACGCCGAGCGCGGUCGGUGCGUACCGCGCGCUGAUGCGCGCGCGCGCCAAGGCGUUCGCGGGCGACGCGCGCGCGCUCGACGCGGCGCACCGCGAGAUACGAACGCAGUUCGAGCGCGCGCGCGACGUCGACGCGAACGACGCGAAGAUGAAGAUCGCGGCGGCGGUGGAGGCGGCGACGUUCGUGCGGACGCACGUCGUGCAAGCGGUGCGAGAGGGCGAUGAGGGGGCGUUUCGGAUGACCGUGGACGCGGCGCAUCGGGACGUGACGAUCUCGAGGGACGGCGAGGGCGAGAAGGGGUGCGGGGGGGGGGGAGGGGUCGCGUGA